ACACACAGCCGCCAGGUCUGCUCAAGCAUGAGAUUUCCAUCUGGAGAGACCAGUUCCUCUCGGGAAGGCAACUCCUCUCCUAAAGACAGCUUACCUCCCGCUGCUCAUUAAGCCUCCAAGCGAGUAGCGGGUUCCAAGCUCCGGUCAGGGGCUGCUGUGGAGACAGCCUGCAAGGGCUAUGACCACCCUCUCUCCUGAGAACAGCCUCUCGGCCAGGCAGUCAGCCUCCUUCAUCCUGGCAAAGAGAAAACCGCCCAUCGACAAGACGGAAUGGAACAGCUUCUUUGAUGAGAAUGGUUACUUGGCCAAGUCCCGGGACUUCAUUUGUGUUAAUAUCCUGGAGAGGGGCCUGCACCCUGGAGUCAGGACAGAGGCCUGGAAGUUCCUCACCGGCUACUACUCAUGGCAGAGUUCCCAGGACGAGCGGCUCACGGUGGACAGCACAAGGAGGAAGAACUAUGAGGCCCUGUGCCAAAUGUACGAGAAGAUCCAGCCCCUUCUGGAGAACUUGCACCGGAAUUUCACCGAGACUCAGAACAACAUUGCAUGUGACAUCCAGAAACUCUACGACAAAGACCCACUGGGCAACAUCCUGGUGGACAAGAAGAGGCUGGAAAAGGUCUUGCUGCUGAGCUACGUGUGCAACACCCAGGCAGAGUACCAGCAGGGCUUCCAUGAGAUGGUGAUGCUCUUCCAGCUCAUGGCGGAGCACGACCACGAGACCUUCUGGCUCUUCCAGUUCUUCCUGCAGAAAACAGAGAACAGCUGCGUCAUCACCAUCGGGGUGGGCAAGAACUUGGACAUGCUCAGCCGCCUCAUCGCCCUCCUGGACCCCCCAUUUGCUGAGCACCUGACACCCGCUUCUCUCCCCACAGAAGGGAAGGGCGCGGGGGCGGUGCAGGCCCUCUUCCCUUGGUUCUGCCUCUGCUUCCAGCGUGCCUUCAAAUCCUUCGAAGAUGUCUGGCGCCUAUGGGAGGUCCUGCUGACUGGGAAGCCCUGCCGGAACCUGCAGGUGCUGGUGGCCUAUAGCAUGCUGCAGAUGGUACGCGAGCAGGCGCUGCUGGAGGGCAUGAGCGGUGACGCCAUCCUCCUGGCUUGCAACAACCUCAUCGAUCUUGACGCCGAUGAGCUCAUCUCUGCUGCCUGCGUGGUUUAUGCUGAGCUCAUCCAAAAGGAUGUUCCUCAGCCAUUGAAAGAUUUCUUUCUCUGAAGACACCAUACCCACGAUGAACAGAUGCCCUCGAUGGACAGGAUGACCUUGAAUGGCAAGGUCAGGACCAAGUCAGAUGGGGCAUGAGGACGAGGGUCCCAGCAAUACAGCUGCCCUACACAA
Chinchilla lanigera (long-tailed chinchilla) is the source of this 1333-nucleotide messenger RNA. RefSeq names its product TBC1 domain family, member 21 (gene Tbc1d21). Gene Ontology annotation, biological process: activation of GTPase activity. The record is from RefSeq and is a predicted model, not a curated record. The transcript has 11 exons. Bases 179 to 1210 code for a protein of 343 amino acids. Lineage: Eukaryota; Metazoa; Chordata; Mammalia; Rodentia; Chinchillidae. Gene Ontology annotation, molecular function: GTPase activator activity.